CGAUACUCUUCCCUUAUCCAGGCUUAUCAUGACAAGUUUGGCAAACGUCCAGACUGGCUUGUUCGUUCUCCUGGUCGAGUCAACUUGAUCGGCGAGCAUAUUGACUAUGCCGGAUAUUCUGUUCUCCCGAUGGCCAUUGAUCGAGAUGUUGUGAUUGCUGUAUCGACUCGGCCCAUUCAAGACACAUUCAAGAUUGAUGUUUGCAACAUGAACGACAGCGUUUAUCCAUCUCGGUCAUUUGAAACUGCUUCUGAGCAACCAAUCCAGAUCGAUUCAACUAUUAACGAGUGGAGUAACUACUUUAGAUGUGGAUGCAAGGGUGCAUUGAAAGAUAUUGACCCAAUAUCGCGCAGAUCAAUUCAGGCAUUGGUAUCUGGCACAAUUCCAGCAGGUGCAGGCCUAUCAUCCAGCUCGGCAUUUGUAUGUGCAUCAACGAUUGCGACGCUAGUAUCCCAUGACAUUUUGAAAAGUAAAGGCGAAAUCAUUCACAUGGCAAUUCAGGGCGAGCACUACGCGGGAGUGCAGACUGGUGGCAUGGAUCAAUCUAUCUCAAUUAUGGGAGUACAAGGAUCAGUACUAUUGAUUCAUUUUUAUCCAACCCUAUCGGCGAUUCCCAUUACAUUUCCCACUUUGUUUGAAACGCCAGUGUUUGUGAUUGCCAACACGCUGGUUACUGCUGAUAAGCAUGCUUCUGCUCAUCGCAACUAUAACCUUCGAGUGGUUGAAACUCGCCUUGUGGCAGCACUGCUGGCUAAAAAAUUAGGUGUCUUUGACGCACAUCAGCUUUUUACACUGCGUCACCUUCAAAACCUAUACUUUAGCAAAUGCACAGUCGCGCAUGCUGAUACAGCCCAACUGAAAAUACUUAUGGGUUUGGUGUCUGAACAUAUAAAAAGUGAACCCUAUACACUAAACGAAGUGGCUCAACUACUCGGUGUUGAUGAAAAUAAUGCUCGAAAAACAUACGUUGAGAAUAUAUCCAUCCAUGAAGCUGAUGGGUUUAAGCUAUAUCAACGUGCAAUGCAUGUUUUUUCAGAGGCACGCCGAGUGCUAUUGUUCCGCGAUACUUGUGCGUCAGUAGACGGUAACUCGGACAGUUUUUUGCAGGAGCUUGGCUGCUUGAUGAAUCAGUCUCAAGAUAGCUGUCGCGAUCUAUACGAUUGUAGCUGUCCAGAAAUUGAUCAACUGACAAAGAUCUGUCGAAAUGCUGGUGCAUUUGGAUCGCGACUUACUGGAGCUGGAUGGGGAGGUUGUACGGUCUCGCUUAUCAAGGAAAGUGAUACAAAGGCAUUUAUUGAAAAAGUAAAGCAGGAAUAUUAUUUUACAAAGUGGCCCAUGUGGAAAUUUGAUCCAGAUGCACUUGCAAAAAUUGAUGAUUAUAUUUUUGCAAGUAAACCAGGAUGUGGUGCAGCACUUUUUUCUGGAACAUUGUAA
Messenger RNA from Batrachochytrium dendrobatidis JAM81, 1434 nucleotides. RefSeq lists its product as uncharacterized. The record is from RefSeq and is a predicted model, not a curated record. Gene Ontology annotation, molecular function: galactokinase activity; ATP binding. The transcript has 6 exons. Gene Ontology annotation, cellular component: cytoplasm; cytosol. Gene Ontology annotation, biological process: carbohydrate phosphorylation; galactose metabolic process. NCBI's taxonomy places the organism in Eukaryota, Fungi, Chytridiomycota, Chytridiomycetes, Rhizophydiales. The annotation marks the transcript as partial.